AUGGGGCAUUCAGACCAAGGCCUCGAGGCCCAGGGUACCCUCGCUCAGAAGCUUGAGAUCCCCACGAUAGAAGACCCAGUAUAUGGCACGGAGCAAGAUGUGGAGGGCCCCCCCGGAUUUUGGGCCAACAGGGCGAAGCAAUGCAUAUGGCCAAGAACCAGAAAGGCAGCCGCAAACCCAACAAGCCUGCUAUACUCCCUCCGGGGUAUGGAAUUGACAAGAGAGCCAAUCCUUCGUCAACCAAUGAAACGAGGAAAGAUGAAAUGCGUGCAUGGAUCCCAUUUCGACCAACAAGUGGGAAAGAGGCUCGCAAACGGCGAAGCCCUCCUGGCCCACGCAGUAGGGGAAAAGAUGAAGCCGGGAGAGGAAUGCGUGAAUUGCACACAGGGCGAUGGAAAGUUUGUAUCGUGCGUCUGGGUGCCCGGACAACAGCACUGCACGUGCUGCCACUGGCGAGAACAAAACCACAGAUGCAGCUUGAAUGAUGCCUCUGAGCAGGACAAUAUGCAGGAACUGCGGGACAACGACACCCCGGAGUCCAAUACACCUGGGAAUAAUGCCUCAGAGGUGAACACGACUAAGCAGGACAAUGUGCUAGACCUACGGGUGAACGACGCUUCAGAGGCCAAUACACCUGGGAAUAACGAUCUGAAAGCCCUCCAAGACAUUAUGCGGGCUAUGAAGAGAGACCGCAAGGCGUUCAAGAAGGAGCGCAAGGCACUGCAGAAGGAGCGCAAGUCAUUCCAGAAAGAGCGCAAGGCAUCGCAGAAGGAGCGCAAGGCACUGAGGGCCACCUUCAAAAGCAUGCUUGUCCGAGGCAGUUCAGCUGAUGCAUCUCGGCGGUAA
This is a messenger RNA of Penicillium samsonianum, 846 nucleotides long. Its product is annotated as DUF3716 domain-containing protein. NCBI's taxonomy places the organism in Eukaryota, Fungi, Ascomycota, Eurotiomycetes, Eurotiales, Aspergillaceae. The transcript has a single exon. The record is from RefSeq and is a predicted model, not a curated record. The coding region runs from base 1 to 846 and encodes 281 amino acids.